AUCGCACGCUCCGCCGUUAAUAAAUCGCGCGCUCGCGGUUGCUCGGGGCUGCUUUCUCUCUCGCCCUCGCUCUCACGCUCCCCUUCGCUUCCUCCGGUUGACCGUCCCGCCCGCACCAGCAUCCCGGGCGACUCGUAUCCUCGUCGACGUCAUCUGACGCGUGAGCUCCGAGAACUGUCCGACAGGCGAGGACGAAAACAGGAGGAGCGUCCUCUCGCAACGAUAACCGUGACGUUCGCGCAUGUGAGUGUGUACCAUACGUGUGUGUGUGUGUGUGUGUGUGCGUGCGCGUGCGUGUGUUGUGUAAUCCGCGUGUAGGUGCGGAUUCGGGUGUGUGGUCUUCGCACGCGCGCGCGACGCCCGGGCCGGAGGUCCGCUGCAACGUGAGAACGAAGGAAGUGUCAUUCGCGUGCCACCGGAGCACGUGGCACCUCGUGGCAGUUUGAGCGUGUCCUUCGCGACGCAGUGUCGUCCGGCGUGAGAAUUUUCCGUACAUUCUUCCCGUCCCGCGACAACGACGACGACGACGACGACGACGACGACGAUGACGACACGACUCAGAUCCGCGACUACUUCGAUCCGUCGCGACGCCGAUUAGACGCGAAUCAGACGGCCAGCUAACGUUCUUAUCAAAGGUCCCGCUCGUCUCUCUUGGGUUCGAGAAUUUCCGUCAAAAGAGUGCGGUGGCGCGCGCUUACGCGGAGAUUCACUCACGCACUUCGUCGCACGCUACGAUCCAAGAUUGACAUUUUGAGAUGCUCCGCCGCGUAGAAGAGAGCGAGCGUGUUACUCCUGAAAAUUAUCGCAAGAUGAAAACGCGAUAAAAACAUCGCACAGUGUCCGUACGACACAUACGCGUCCUAUCUCGUCCUUCAAGUUCGCCCGCACGUAAUCACCCGUGCAGUGUGGGGCUCUCCGUCGUGACGAUACAGUUACGAUCGUGUUCGAUAAACAGUGAUUGCGCUCGGCACGGCAAGAAAACGCUUACAAACUGCGUUGCGCGCGAGAGGAUUGUGCACACGUGUUUGUGCGCGAUUUACACAGCGUCGUGAAAAAGUGGAGUAAGGAGGAGCGCGCAGGGUACAUCGUGAGAUCGCAGGACGAGCGCGUUUGGUCCGUCGCGACGAGAUUUCCGCCGUCCGUGUGUCGCGCUCGCUUCCUUUCGCCGCGCGGCCUUCCUCCCUCCGUCGCGCCUGUCCGCCACGAUCCAUCCCUUUCUCCUUCGCGAGUGCGAGGCCCGACGAGUGCAAGCCCUCUACUACUGUGCUCCGCGGACUGUGUCCGCGACUCGUGCUACGUACCUGCUUGCCUGCCCGCUCGCCUGCACCCUGCAACCCCCCCGACCAGUGCCGCUGUCCCACCCCCGUGAGAGGCCAACGUGGGAUCGAUAUUUACGAGGAAUCUUUGACUCUCGGGCCGGCCGUCUUCCUCGUCGGAUCCCGCAGAUCCCGCGAUCGCACGAGCUUUCGUCGCACAUCCACAAUGGCCGCCUGUUUAUGACAAUUCGGGGGCUCGUGAAGUGUUGUCACCAGCGGGUAGCUGCUGCAGCAGCAGCAUCAUCAGCAUCGUGCUGACGGGCGCGACGGCGCCUCUGUCUUAGCCUUCUUCUGGCAGGUGUUUAAACUACGCUGGCCACGAAAGAGGCUUCACCCGGCUGAGUAUUAUUCCGUCGCUGCACUAGCAAUCCCACGUCCAAAGUGGCUAAGAGCGUAAGUCCCCGUCGCGCUCACCAGGAGUGCUCCAGCGGGGUGGAGGUACAGGUGCCACAGGUGCAGCAGGAGAGACGAACACCGAGGCGCAUGCCUUACCUGGGGCCUGACAUGACAACCCGGCUGUCCGCCAUGUUCUACACGGUCGAGGUCGGGGACACCAAGUUCACCAUCCUGAAACGGUACCAAAAUCUCAAGCCCAUCGGCUCGGGCGCGCAGGGAAUAGUCUGCGCGGCGUACGACACUGUCACUGCGCAGAAUGUGGCGAUCAAGAAGUUGUCCAGACCCUUUCAAAACGUGACACACGCGAAGAGGGCCUACCGAGAGUUCAAGCUGAUGAAGCUGGUCAACCACAAAAACAUUAUCGGUCUCCUGAAUGCGUUCACGCCGCAGCGGUCUCUGGACGAGUUUCAAGACGUGUACCUGGUGAUGGAGCUCAUGGACGCGAAUCUGUGCCAGGUAAUCCAAAUGGAUCUGGAUCACGAACGGAUGUCCUACCUCCUCUAUCAGAUGCUGUGCGGCAUCAAGCACUUGCACUCCGCCGGCAUUAUUCAUAGGGAUUUAAAGCCGAGUAACAUUGUCGUAAAGUCGGACUGCACGCUGAAGAUCCUCGACUUCGGCUUGGCGAGGACCGCCGGCACCACAUUCAUGAUGACACCUUACGUCGUCACCCGAUAUUAUCGGGCACCAGAGGUGAUCCUCGGCAUGGGAUACAAGGAGAACGUGGAUAUCUGGUCGGUGGGCUGUAUCAUGGGCGAGAUGAUACGGGGCGGAGUGCUCUUCCCGGGCACGGAUCAUAUCGAUCAAUGGAACAAAAUAAUCGAGCAACUGGGUACUCCGGCGCAGGAAUUCAUGCAACGGCUGCAGCCUACUGUCAGAAAUUACGUGGAGAACAGGCCGCGAUAUCCGGGCUACCCCUUCGAAAGGCUAUUUCCGGACGUGCUGUUCCCCUCGGAUUCGUCGGAGCACAAUAGAUUAAAAGCGAGUCAAGCCAGGGAUCUAUUGUCGCGCAUGCUCGUGAUCGACCCGGAGCGACGCAUUUCUGUCGACGAGGCGUUGCUGCACAAUUACAUAAAUGUCUGGUACGACGAGGGAGAAGUUAAUGCUCCCGCACCGGGACCGUAUGAUCACAGCGUGGACGAGAGAGAGCACACGGUGGAUCAGUGGAAGGAACUGAUCUACCAAGAGGUCAUGGAAUACGAGACAAGCCACAAUCCUGCGGCGGUAGCUGCGUCGUCAGAGAGUUCUGGAAGCCGGUAGAUACAGCGGAGCCCAUCAGACUCCUUCUCGUCGAGGAAGCAUCCCGACAGUCUGACUUAUCGCGUCGACAUUGCCGAAGCGUAGAGAAGGAGAGAGAGAGAGAGAGAGAGAGAGAGAGAGAGAGAGAGAGAGAGAGAGAGA
Harpegnathos saltator (Jerdon's jumping ant) is the source of this 3110-nucleotide messenger RNA. RefSeq names its product mitogen-activated protein kinase dJNK (gene bsk). Gene Ontology annotation, molecular function: ATP binding; MAP kinase activity. Gene Ontology annotation, biological process: protein phosphorylation. The transcript has 11 exons. Bases 1800 to 2969 code for a protein of 389 amino acids. The record is from RefSeq and is a predicted model, not a curated record. Lineage: Eukaryota; Metazoa; Arthropoda; Insecta; Hymenoptera; Formicidae.